AUCAUGAAAGUGAUACUUUUGCUGUCAGUGUUUGCUGUUUGCAGUGUUGCCAGGCAUGUGUCCGUGCAGAGAGAGCCAUCAUUCUGUCAUGAUUUAGAGUGCCCACACUUCACUGUUAAGAACAACACAUCAGAAUACCAGGAACGGUGCUAUCAACAAUACAAAUGGGUCUCGACUGUUGUCACAGGCGAUUCAUACAUGGAAGAUGUGCGCAUGGGUUUCAUGCGUUURUUUCAUUACAUCGAAGGCAAAAAUACCAAAUCAGCGAAGAUACCUAUGACAGCUCCUGUUCUCGUUCAGAUCCAGCCAUCCUAUAAAAACAAGUUUACUGUUAACUUCUUUGUACCAUUUAACUUGCAAAAGAACCCAAUCCCUCCUUCAUCUAAAGACGUGUUUGUCUCUAGCCUUCCUAAGAUGUGUGUUUAUGCUAAGUCCUUUGGUGGGUUUGUAUUUUCUGAGAGUAAAGUACAAGAGAAUGCAGCUGUUUUGAAGGAAGCUCUAMAUAAUGAUGGCUUACAAGAUGCUUAUCAUAAAGACUUUUAUUAUUAUGCUGGUUAUGAUAGUCCGUUUAGACUUGUUGGCCGUCAUAACGAAAUCUGGUUUGUUAAGAAGUGAAAACUUAGUACGCUUGACAUGUUAUUCAACUUGGGCGUUUCCCAAUAUUAAUUCUUAUUCAUGUAACUGAAUUCUAUUGCGAUAUUUUCCUGUUUUUUUUUAGUGAACUCGUGUAACAAAACUCGCCCAAGGGUUCGGAACCUAAAUAAUAAAUUUUAUUUGUACAUCAUAUUCUCGCCAUGGCACGGAAUCAGGGAGUACAGACACUUGGAAUCCGGAAUCCGCGGCGAUGGAAAMGGAUUCAUAUAGAAAAAGAGAGAAGAGAAUCAUUGACCCGGCAGAUGUUUUCUUAAUUGAAAAUAUGUCACUGAAAAGCGAGGAUACUUUGCAUUUGRAAUYYCAUAUCCUGAAUCCGGAGYCCAGAAACUGUCCAGAUUCYGUGUCAUGGGGAGACAAAAGACGCAAGCUUAGGCUUAUCAUAAUACUGUAUAUAUGUACUCAUUUAUAUCAUUAAAAGUCAUUGUUUUUCAAUAA
Exaiptasia diaphana is the source of this 1089-nucleotide messenger RNA. RefSeq names its product heme-binding protein 2. The record is from RefSeq and is a predicted model, not a curated record. NCBI's taxonomy places the organism in Eukaryota, Metazoa, Cnidaria, Anthozoa, Actiniaria, Aiptasiidae.